This is a messenger RNA of Lolium rigidum, 1794 nucleotides long. RefSeq names its product probable manganese-transporting ATPase PDR2. Gene Ontology annotation, cellular component: endoplasmic reticulum membrane. Lineage: Eukaryota; Viridiplantae; Streptophyta; Magnoliopsida; Poales; Poaceae. Gene Ontology annotation, biological process: intracellular calcium ion homeostasis. Bases 27 to 1469 code for a protein of 480 amino acids. Gene Ontology annotation, molecular function: ATP binding; P-type ion transporter activity; ATP hydrolysis activity. The transcript is spliced from 4 exons. The record is from RefSeq and is a predicted model, not a curated record.
UCACCACUUUCCUGAUGUGUUAGGUUAUGAUCACUGGGGACCAAUCGUUGACUGCUUGCCAUGUUGCUAGCCAAGUAAAUAUUUGUUCCAAGCCGGUUCUAAUUUUAACACGGAUGAAGACUAGUGGAUUUGAGUGGGUAUCCCCUGAUGAAACUGACAGAGCUCCAUACAGAGCUGAGGAGGUUAAAGAGUUAUCAGAAUCGCAUGAUCUUUGCAUUAGUGGUGACUGUUUUGAAAUGUUACAAAGAACUGAAGCUGUCCUCCAAGUCAUUCCUCAUGUCAAGGUUUUUGCACGUGUUGCUCCAGAACAAAAAGAACUUGUACUAACAACAUUUAAGACUGUUGGGAGGGUGACACUGAUGUGUGGAGAUGGAACCAAUGAUGUUGGUGCACUGAAACAGGCACAUGUUGGCAUAGCUCUGUUAAAUGCAGAACCGGCACAGAAAGCUGACUCGAAAUCUCAGUCAUCCAAACUUGAUAGCAAAUCAGGGAAGUUGAAAAAACCGAAACCUGCUAACGAGUCAUCAUCACAAUUGGUUCCACCAGCCAGCAGUUCCACUAAAGCAUCCAGCAGCCGCCCCUUGACUGCCGCUGAGAAACAGCGAGAAAAGUUGCAGAAGAUGUUAGAUGAAAUGAAAGAAGAAGGUGAUGGCCGAGCACCGGUUGUACAGCUUGGUGAUGCUUCCAUGGCCUCACCUUUCACAGCAAAGCAUGCCUCUGUUGCCCCCACGCUUGAUAUUAUCCGCCAGGGGAGAAGCACCCUAGUCACUACACUCCAGAUGUUCAAGAUUCUUGGACUCAACUGCCUUGCAACAGCAUACGUUCUGAGUGUAAUGUACUUGGAUGGUGUCAAACUGGGUGAUGUUCAAGCUACUAUUAGUGGUGUCUUCACUGCGGCUUUCUUCCUCUUCAUUUCCCAUGCUCGUCCACUUCAAGCACUGUCUGCAGAGCGCCCUCAUCCUAACAUCUUCUGUGCAUAUGUCUUCCUUUCCAUUCUUGGUCAGUUUGCCAUGCACUUGUUCUUUUUGAUGUCAGCUGUCAACGAAGCAGCCAAGUAUAUGCCAGAGGAAUGCAUUGAGCCUGAUUCGGAGUUCCAUCCAAACCUUGUCAACACAGUUUCAUACAUGGUGAACAUGAUGAUCCAAGUGGCGACAUUUGCUGUGAACUAUAUGGGCCACCCAUUUAACCAGAGCAUAUCUGAGAACAAGCCUUUCAAGUAUGCCCUCUAUGCGGCUGUUGCUUUCUUCACAGUGAUCACAUCGGAUAUGUUCAGGGAUCUGAAUGACUAUAUGAAGCUUGAACCCUUGCCUGAAGGAAUGAGGGGCAAACUGAUGCUCUGGGCUAUGCUUAUGUUCUGUGGUUGUUAUGGAUGGGAGCGGUUUUUGCGAUGGCAAUUCCCAGGCAAGAUGCCAGCGUGGGAGAAGCGGCAGAAACAGGCAGUUGCAAACCAAGACAAAAAGCAGGCAUAGGAUCUUGUAUUUUCCCCCCUUCACAUCUCCACUGCCAUUUCUCAUUUGGCAACGAUCUUGUCACUAGUGAACUGAUCAUGGUUGCACUCUAAUAUGUAGUUUAGGAGAAUUUUGUCAGACUCUUUAAGCCCUAUUUGUAGGAGGGUAGUCACUCAACAUACAUGCCUGGUAUGGAGGGUCAGAUUUUUCAGGUUCCAUACCUUCUGCUAAUGAUGACAUGAAUAUGGAUGAACAUACCAUUGAACACACCAAUGGUUUAUGAGUUAUCUGCUGUUAUACCAUUGAACACACCAAUGAUUUUAUGAGUUAUCUGCUGUUUGAGUUA